GAGAUGCGAGUUCAUAUGGAUUGUGCUGGAUGUGAGAGCAAGGUCAAAAGCUCCCUUCAAAAACUCAAAGGGGUUGACGAAGUGGACGUCGAUAUGGGCAUGCAAAAGGUGACAGUCACCGGAUAUGCCGACCAGAAAAAGGUUCUUAAAACCGUUCGGAAAACCGGCCGGCGAGCUGAGCUGUGGCAGUUGCCCUACAACCCGGAGCACCAUAGUGUUGGUAAUCACUACUACAAUCAACACCAAUGCAAUGGACCAAUGACAUAUUAUGCACCACAGCCUUCAUCAUCUUACAAUUACUACAAGCAUGGAUAUGAUAGCAAUUAUCCUUCUUACUAUCGUUAUCCAGCUCAUUCCACCAUUUUUGGUCAUCAAACAGGUUCAGCUUUCAGUGACGAGAACCCUCAUGCUUGUUCUAUAAUGUGA
This is a messenger RNA of Hibiscus syriacus, 426 nucleotides long. Its product is annotated as heavy metal-associated isoprenylated plant protein 28-like. Lineage: Eukaryota; Viridiplantae; Streptophyta; Magnoliopsida; Malvales; Malvaceae. The transcript is spliced from 2 exons. The record is from RefSeq and is a predicted model, not a curated record. Gene Ontology annotation, molecular function: metal ion binding. Bases 4 to 426 code for a protein of 140 amino acids.